Molecule: messenger RNA, 3216 nt
Organism: Rhipicephalus microplus (southern cattle tick)
Lineage: Eukaryota; Metazoa; Arthropoda; Arachnida; Ixodida; Ixodidae
Product: MAM and LDL-receptor class A domain-containing protein 1
Cellular component (GO): membrane
Source: RefSeq, a predicted model, not a curated record
UUAGUCGACGUCAUUGGUAAUUGCUAAUUGUCUGUCUCGUCUCUCUAACCCUUAUCGGACGAGGCUCAUCAUGUCGCCCGCGGUCCGCUGAUUCGUCGGCGUCGUCGAUCUCGUCCUUCCUGGUCUUGCAAACGAGGCUUAGCACAUCAUCGGAGAUGUCGUCCGUGGUUCUGUGGAUGAGCGUCUGCUGCUGCGUCGUGAUCGUAACUGCCGAGGAAACCGACUGCGGAUUCGAGAUUCCCGGCGAUGACGUCAGCCCAGAGGAUGGGUUCCGAGGGCUGGAGCUCGGUGACGACCGUAUCGGCAGCUGUGCUGUCGACGAACAGAACUUCAAGACGCGAAAGACGGAACGCCUGAAGCUCACCGCCAAGAUGACGGUGUUUCGACGAACGUUCACCAAUAUCACUGCACCGACGACCACGACGGAGUUGCCGUUUCUCCUGGACGUAGCUCCGACAGUCACGUCCUUAAUUGAAAGGGACGAGUCUGUGGUAUUGCCAGUGGCUACUACGCAAGAGUCAGGUGACUUCGACCCCGGAAACGCCACUGGCGGAUACAAAGCUGGAGCGAGACUUCUUGCAACGGGAAAAGCGGCAAGAUGAAGAAGAGGAAGAAGAAGUCGAAAAGUUCAUCGUCAAGCCUGAGCCGUGCGACUUUGGACAGGCCGAAGAAGUGAGUCUGUGCGACUGGACGAACUACUUCAACGCGACGCCCAAGAUGGCCUGGAAACCCGGCAAGGGAGACACUGCGCUGUGGCUCGGGGGACCCAGGACAGACCACACGCUCAACACCGGGGAAGGCGGCUACGUCUUCUUCGAGACUUCGUUCCACGAGCGACCCGGUCCGAGCAUCGUGAGUUCCGGCGACGCCUCGUCGUCGGCUGGCGACGCCGCAGCGGGAACCGCGGACCCGCCUGCGCCCACGGCUUCGGCCGCGGUCACCACGAGAGCGCCCGAGGUGCGCCAGUACCUGUACGAGUCCGUGGUGCUCGCCACCAGGAACAUCACGCCCACGGGGCCUAUGGGUUUCUGCGUCAGCUUCUUCUACGCCCUGGAAGGGCUGAGUGUGGACCGGCUCAAGGUGGUCAUCAUGGACGCCGAGACGCAGGACAACAUCACCGUCUGGGAGAGCCAGGACAACUACGACGGACGAUGGACCAAGGGCGAGGUGGCGUACACCUACGGCGACGUUCAUCAGGUGUGGUUCGAGGCGGUGCCCAAGCCGCGCGGUGACCCAGCGCGCAAGUUCCGAGGCUACAUCGCCCUGGACGACAUCCUCUUCGACCGCAUGGAGGAGGCCGGGGACAACUGCCUCGGUCACUGCACAUUCGAAGGCGGCUACUGCGGCUGGCAGAACGCCGACACGGACGACGACUUCAACUGGGAACAGGGACGGGGCAGCCAGAGCUUCCUCACCGGACCGUCCAGGGACUACAGCUCAUUCGGGAAGGACGAAAUGACCGGCGGAUACAUAUUCAUCGAUUCGUCCUUCCCCAGAAGACCCUUGGACCGGGCAAGGCUGAUCAGCCCGACCCUGAAGGCGACGGGCGCCAACCUUCCCAUGUGCAUGCGAUUCGCCACGCACAUGUUCGGCAACGGCAUCGGAACUCUUCGGGUGCUGCAGCACGCCGAGGGCGCCGAGACGCCCCCGCGGCCAAUCUGGGAGAUCUCCGGAGAGGCGGGCAACAGCUGGCACUUGGCGCAAGUGCAAGUGGCCACCACGGAACCAUUCACGCUUAUUCUGGAGGCCAGCGUGGGCGCCAACUCUCUCGGCAACAUCGCCAUCGACAACAUAUCCUUCAGGGUGGGCACGUGCCCGAUUUCACCACAGACGGCGGCCAGGAAUUCAGGUGACUGCAACUUCGAGGAGGACACGUGCGGCUGGACUAACCCGCACCCGGCCGACGGCUUGGACGAUCUGGACUGGACCCGACAGUACAGCUACGGGGUCAACGGUCCUCCCGCUGACCACACCAAGCGAAAACCGGACGGGUACUACAUGAACCUCGCCAGCUCGAGCCACCUGCCUCAGCGGGGCGGCUCGAAGGCGUGGCUUGUGAGCCCGAAGCUGGGGCCGGACAGCGCGCUUCCCCGGUGCAUCUCGUUCGCGUACUACAUGUUCGAGCGCACCAUCGACCCGGCGGGCCCGAGCCUGGGCUCUCUGCGGGUGCACGUGCUCCGAGACGCGGCCCCGGGUCUUUUCUCUCUGCAGACCGUGUGGCGGCUCAACAACCACCAGGGCUCCCGGUGGCUCGUGGCCCGGUGUCCCAUCAAGCUGCCCGACGGGAACCCCAUCAACGAGGCCUACCAGGUGGUGCUCGAAGGCAUCUGGGGCCACGGUAGGGUCGGCUACGUGGCAGUGGACGACGUCAGCUUCUUCGACGGCGACUGCAACACGUUUCCCGAAAAAGCCAAGGCGAUCCCGGGCGAGUGCUCCUUCGAGCGCGACAUGUGCGGCUGGACCAACCACACGGACACGGCUCCGACGACCAACCUGGUAGGGCGCGUGGGCUCGGCGCCCAGAGACUCUCUCACCUGGAGGCUGGCGUCGGUGGUCAGCCGGCCGGCCAACCUGCAGGACCACACGUACCGGGCACCGACUGGCUACAUCUUCUUCGACAUAUUCAACCAGAACUCGGUGCAGAACCCAGUCCUCCGCAGUUCGACCAUCCCGGCUCUCGAAGGCCAGGCCGAGCGAUGCCUGAGCUUCUGGUUCGCUCCUUUCGGUCGUGGCGAGUCGUCCACUCUGAGCGUGUUUCAGGCACCCGAGGCGCCCCCAGCGGGCGACGAUGGCGCCACCAACGGAAACGCAGCCGCGCCGCGAACUCUUCUGUGGCGCCUGUCUACGCGCCGCAUGGACACCAGCCGGCCGGACUGGCGAUACGGACAAGUCAAAGUGGCCGCUGAGGCACCGUUCAAGAUCCACUUCGAAGGGGAGGCCACGGAUGGAGGCUUCGCUUUGGACGACAUCACCAUGUACGAAGGGAACUGCGAAACGGUUCAGUGCGUAGCUGAGCUCUUGCCACAGCCGCCGCCGGUCGGUGACCGUGACGCCGUGCUGCAGCUCGAUGGCUUUCGCAGCAAGCUGCGGAUGUUCGGUCAUAAAGGCAAGCACCAGCGCGCGCUGACCCUCGGAAACGCAGAUGAGCAGCUGCUGCUGGUAGCUAGCGGCAGGCUAACAGUGUCGUUGCCCUCCGCCAUUACUGCGCUUGACUGA